AUGGCCUUGCCUGCUUUGCACCAAGAAUGUGGUGGCGUCGACGGUCGAGGCCACGGCCGCAUGAAUGGAUUCCUCGGUUUUGCCAUCAACAUUCUGCGAUCGCGCCUGUCAAUCUCCUCCCAGAUGAAAAGAACUGGACCCUUCGGAAAUCAUGUGAGAUCGACAGUCCCCGGUGCUUUUGAUUGGCUACUGAAUGCGUCGGAGUACGUAUGGCUCUUGGCGGCUAUUUACUAG
This is a messenger RNA of Penicillium chermesinum, 234 nucleotides long. RefSeq lists its product as uncharacterized. NCBI's taxonomy places the organism in Eukaryota, Fungi, Ascomycota, Eurotiomycetes, Eurotiales, Aspergillaceae. The transcript has a single exon. The coding region runs from base 1 to 234 and encodes 77 amino acids. The record is from RefSeq and is a predicted model, not a curated record.